CAAAGACAACGGGACCAUUACAAUACUCCUUUCCCAACAUCCAGAAAUUUCUAUAAAGUCUGCAUGAAGGAUUUGUUGUCAGGGGAAUCUGACAGACAAGGAAGGUUUUUAAAGUUUUUCAGGAACGUUAAAGGGCUGCAAACGUACCAUCAUGUUGAUGAUAAAGGUAGUUCUCCUGUGCCUAUUGGCCACCGUGAGUGCGAACAAGACCCUCAGCAGCCAUGCCACCAUCCUGGCAAACAACAGUGCCUCUUUGGCUUUUAAUCUGUACCACAUCAUGGCAAAAGAGAAGGGCAUGGAGAAUAUCCUUAUCUCCCCUGUUGUAGUGGCCUCUUCUUUGGGUCUUGUAGCUCUUGGUGGGAAAUCAAACACUGCUUCCCAGGUAAAAACUGUCCUCAGUGCCACUACGUUGAAAGAUGACCAGCUGCACUUAGGACUGUCUGAACUUCUCACCGAGGUCAGCAACUCUACAGCACGCAAUGUCACCUGGAAGAUCAGCAACCGGCUGUACGGACCCAGCUCUGUUAGCUUCGUUGACGACUUUGUGAAGAACAGCAAGAAGUAUUAUAAGUACAGCCACUCCAAAAUAAACUUCCGUGACAAGCGUAGUGCAGUAAAAGCGAUCAACGAUUGGGCAUCAAAGUCCACAGAUGGCAAGCUGUCCGAGGUGACCAAAGACAUGGAGAAGACAGAUGGAGCCAUGAUCAUCAAUGCCAUGUUCUAUAAACCACACUGGGAUGAGCAGUUCCAUCAUAAGAUGGUGGAUAAUCGUGGUUUCUUAGUCCAUCGCUCCAAUACCGUCUCUGUACCCAUGAUGCAUCGCACAGGUGUUUAUGGCUUCUAUGAUGACACAACCAACAACCUUAAUGUUUUGGACAUGCCACUGGCCCAUAAGAUGUCAACUAUGGUGUUUAUCAUGCCGUACCAUGUAGAAUCCCUUGAAAGAGUAGAGAAACUAUUGACACAAAAACAACUAGACACUUGGAUUAGUAAACUGGAACAGAGAGCAGUUGCAGUGUCACUGCCAAAAGUCAGCAUGGAAGUCAGCCACAAUCUGCAGAAACAUUUAGCUGAUCUAGGUCUGACUGAAGCUGUGGAUAAAGCCAAAGCUGAUCUAUCUAACAUUUCAGGGAAAAAAGACCUCUAUCUCUCCAAUGUGUUCCAUGCUUCAUCAUUGGAGUGGGAUACAGACGGAAAUCCACCUGACACCAGCAACUUUGGUACCGACAAGCUCAAGAACCCCAAACUGUUCUAUGCUGACCAUCCUUUCAUCUUCCUGGUGAAGGACAAUAAGACAAACUCCAUCCUUUUCAUUGGAAGGCUGGUCCGGCCAAAGGGUGAUAAAAUGAGGGAUGAAUUGUAAUUCAUAUCCAAGCUCUUAUUUAAAUGUGAGUGUAUGCGAUUAUUGUGUGUGUGUGUGUACCGAUUUGUGGAUGUCUCUCAGCAUUUAAAGAGGGCAGGAAAGUGAAUGGUUAGACUGAAACACUGGAGUUACUAGUACUAUUUAAUGGGCGGACCAUGAUGUUUACUUAAAACUUGAUUUUAAGGUGUCUGCUAAGAUGCUUUUGUUCAUAAACAAUGGCAAAAAGCAUCACAAAUUAUGCAUACUACAAGUCAUCAAGCUCACAUGAGUAUAGACAUCAUGCUUAUAUUAAGUAUGAUUUCCCCAAAAUUGGUCUAAAAUCAGCAUGAACAGCAUUCUACUCAGGGGUUUAUCUAUUUUUGUUUUGCGUUUUGAUGGUUUGUUGAGCACAUAACAUACUGUGCCAAUGUUUGACUCGUCACAAACAGUAUGUGGGUGUUACACAAAGUGCCUACAAGUUCACCAUGCCAUACUGCAACAUUCCCCUUAGAAGUGCACACUUGUGUCUGCACUGAAUACCGUGUCUGCACUAGAGAGCAUGUGACAUGAGCGCACAUCUGUACAUGAACAUUUUAAAGCUUGUUUUCAUACUGUACCAAUACAAAAACACGGUUGUCUAAAUGUUCAAUUGUUCCUCUUUUUUUCAAUAAAAUAAGCAAUA
Molecule: messenger RNA, 2024 nt
Organism: Xyrauchen texanus (razorback sucker)
Lineage: Eukaryota; Metazoa; Chordata; Actinopteri; Cypriniformes; Catostomidae
Product: serpin H1-like
Exons: 5
Coding region: 152-1363 (403 amino acids)
Biological process (GO): collagen fibril organization; negative regulation of endopeptidase activity
Cellular component (GO): endoplasmic reticulum
Molecular function (GO): serine-type endopeptidase inhibitor activity
Source: RefSeq, a predicted model, not a curated record